This is a messenger RNA of Danio aesculapii, 628 nucleotides long. RefSeq names its product cytosolic acyl coenzyme A thioester hydrolase-like. The record is from RefSeq and is a predicted model, not a curated record. The transcript is spliced from 4 exons. Lineage: Eukaryota; Metazoa; Chordata; Actinopteri; Cypriniformes; Danionidae. Gene Ontology annotation, biological process: palmitic acid biosynthetic process; acyl-CoA metabolic process. Gene Ontology annotation, cellular component: extracellular exosome; nucleoplasm; cytosol. Gene Ontology annotation, molecular function: long-chain fatty acyl-CoA binding. Bases 79 to 486 code for a protein of 135 amino acids.
CGUUUUAAACAUGGUGCACUUUCAGAUUUAAACCUCAGCUGGAUGUAUUUGUUCACUUAAAGCUGUGUUACACACUGCAUGGAAGGUGUGACGAUGAAGCUGAUGGACGAGGUGGCAGGAAUUGUUGCUGCCCGUCAUUGCAAGACCAACAUUGUGACGGCAUCUGUGGACGCCAUUAACUUUCACCGCAAGAUCAAAAAAGGCUGUGUCAUUACUGUUUCCGGGCGAAUGACUUUCACCAGUAAUAAGUCAAUGGAGAUUGAAGUUUUUGUGGAUGCUGACCCACUGGUGGAAGCUGAGAAGGGAAAAUAUAGGGCUGUCACAGCCUUUUUCACCUACAUUUCCCUGGACAAAGAAAACAAGCCCCUUCCAGUGCCUCCUCUGAAGUUGGAGGGUGAAGGGGAACAGAAGCGGUUUGAAGAAGGGAAAGCGCGCUACCUGCAGAACAAGGCAAAGAGACUCGCAGAUAAGGAGCGUCAACAAUGACUUUUACCUCACAAACACCACAUUGUGUUGUAGAAGAAAAUUCUGGAACAAUAGAGCCGCAAUGUACAACAUACUGUAUUAAGAACCUGUCUUUUCUCACAAAUGUAGCUCACUGAAUAGGAAAUAUAUAUAUAUAUAUAUA